CUUGAGUAUUCUGAAUGCAUCACAGACCAGAAGCUUCCUCCUGGAGGAAAACCCAGCAUUGGAUUACCAGAUCCUAGACAGCUUACAGAAUUUUCAAGAGAGAUGCCAAGUAAAAAUAAAGAAUGUGAUGUUCUGAAAAAUAUUGCUUGUCCUCAUGUUGGAUGUACAAGAGUGUUGGCAAAUAAAGGUUCCCUGAGAAAGCAUCUCCUUAUUCAUGGACCCCGAGAUUAUGUCUGUGCUGAAUGUGAAAAGGCAUUCACUGAGAGCUCAAAACUAAAAAGGCAUUUUCUGGUUCAUACUGGAGAGAAGCCAUUUCAGUGUACCUUUGAAGGGUGCGGAAAACGCUUUUCCUUGGAUUUCAACUUGCGCACACAUGUACGCAUCCACACUGGCGAGAAACUUUUCGUGUGUCCCUUUGAAGGUUGUAACAAGAAGUUUAUUCAGUCCAAUAACAUGAAAGCACACACCUUAACUCACGCAAAAAUCAAGAACCAGUGAAA
Molecule: messenger RNA, 500 nt
Organism: Talpa occidentalis (Iberian mole)
Lineage: Eukaryota; Metazoa; Chordata; Mammalia; Eulipotyphla; Talpidae
Product: zinc finger protein 42 homolog
Exons: 1
Biological process (GO): regulation of transcription by RNA polymerase II
Cellular component (GO): PcG protein complex; transcription regulator complex
Molecular function (GO): RNA polymerase II cis-regulatory region sequence-specific DNA binding; DNA-binding transcription factor activity, RNA polymerase II-specific
Source: RefSeq, a predicted model, not a curated record